Pyricularia pennisetigena is the source of this 1476-nucleotide messenger RNA. RefSeq lists its product as uncharacterized. The record is from RefSeq and is a predicted model, not a curated record. Gene Ontology annotation, molecular function: iron ion binding; heme binding; oxidoreductase activity, acting on paired donors, with incorporation or reduction of molecular oxygen. The coding region runs from base 1 to 1476 and encodes 491 amino acids. Lineage: Eukaryota; Fungi; Ascomycota; Sordariomycetes; Magnaporthales; Pyriculariaceae. The transcript has a single exon.
AUGUUUACACCAAAGCCACAGCUGAGCCUGGGCACGUCGCUGGACGGUCCUCAUCCCCCAGUGGUCAACAUCCCCGCCGAGGUUCGUCGCUCGUACAAAGUCAAGGAUGCCUACAGCAAAGCCCUGGACGAACAUGGCCCCGUCAUCAUGGUGCCCAGGCACGGGCGCAACGAAUACGUCAUCGAUCACCGGUACGCCAACGUGGUCCUGACAGACACCAAGCAGUUCACCUUUGAGAAGGCGGUCUUUGACCUGCUUCAUUUUGGCUUCCUUGCCAUAGCCGACAAUGGCGCCUUUGUUCACGACAUAGACCAGAUCGUGGAGGGGAAUGUGCAAACUCGAAUGAACGCCAUCAUCGCAAAGAUCUUCCCCGUUUUUCGGCAGUACUUUGACCGCAUGGAGGACGAGGUGCCCAAGCCGGGCGAGACCAAGGAAUACACCACCUUCAACGACAUGUUCGCCCGGAUGCAGCUCGCCGUCGCACACGCAAUGGUCGUCAUGGUCAUCGGCGAGGAGCACGCCGGUCCGGAAAUGGCCGGCCACUUUGCGGCCGUCGCCGUUGCCAUGGCCCGCAUGACGGGAAUGGACGAGAGCACGGACGAAUGGUCCUGGUUUCCCAAGCUUUGGGUCAUGUUCAACGGACUCUCUGCCAUCUGCCUCACCAUCGUCCCUCGACUCUUCUUCACGGUCGCGCCUCUGCUGUGGAAGACCCGCCGAGAACACCUCGCCAGCGGCCUGGCCUCCCGCCACGGCACGUACGUGCCGCUCUUUGACCUCCUCCUGGUGAAACACUACCACGAGAAGCGGGGGCUGUGGGCUCUCCUGGGCUUCUUUCGAUGUCUCAUCAUCGUCACCGGUCUCAUCUUCGCCUCGAUCCACCAGACCGUCGUCGGCGGCCUGUGGCAGCUCGUCAAGCUGACGGAAAAGCAAGACGAGUACCUCGCGGCCAUCCGCGCCGAGUUCGAGGCCGUCAACCCGCAGGGCGAGGAGUUGACGGUUCCCAAGCUGAGCCGGCUGCGGCUGCUCGACUCGUUCAUACGCGAGGUGUUCAGAACCAAGGGCGACUGCUGGGGGCCCGUGAGGGAGACCACGCAACCGGUGCGCGUGGGCCCCUACGUGAUCCCCAAGGGGGCCAUGUGCAUCGUCUUGAUCGGCCGGGCACAUCAGCACCCGGACAACUACGGACCCGACGGCAACAAGUUUGACGGACGCCAGUGGGCGGAGAAGGCCAAGCCCGCCGGUCAGACGUCGUACGACUAUCUCCCCUUUGGCCACGGCCGCUGGGCCUGCCCGGGUCGACACCUCGCCAUCCACGAGAUCAAGAUCAUGCUUUAUUUUCUCUUUUCGAAGUUUGACAUCAAACUCCGCGCCAACACCUACCGCGUCAGGAACACCAUCAACACCACUACAGUCCCCCCCGAAGCAACCUUCCUUGUAAGACGGAGGAUGAACACCGAGUACAACAGUACAGUGUGA